Temnothorax curvispinosus is the source of this 1908-nucleotide messenger RNA. Its product is annotated as homeobox protein Nkx-2.5-like. The coding region runs from base 601 to 1746 and encodes 381 amino acids. Gene Ontology annotation, biological process: cell differentiation; regulation of transcription by RNA polymerase II. The transcript is spliced from 3 exons. Gene Ontology annotation, molecular function: RNA polymerase II cis-regulatory region sequence-specific DNA binding; DNA-binding transcription factor activity, RNA polymerase II-specific. Lineage: Eukaryota; Metazoa; Arthropoda; Insecta; Hymenoptera; Formicidae. The record is from RefSeq and is a predicted model, not a curated record. Gene Ontology annotation, cellular component: nucleus.
GACCACUCAACCGUGACCAUCCCCCGAAACAGGGAUAGUGCAUCGAUAAACGACUAUUCGCUGAUCUCGCUAAUUUUACAGAUACUGUAUGUACCGUUGGACGCAGUGACGUGUUUAUCUUGUCGUGUGCUGAUAUCAAAUUUUGAUGGUUGAUUAAAUCACGAACGAAUUUUUAAGACUUCCACGUACAAAUUUGGAAGUCUCUUCGCGGCUUCGUAAUUAAAUUGACAGUUCACAACGUGAGCGCACUAUCAAGAUUUCUGUGCGUGAAUUUGACUCUUGAUAAAUUUAUGAAUUUGCAAUCAAGUUGGACAGUUAACGAAGCUAUCAAGAUUUCCACGAAGAGAGAGAGAGAGAGAGAGAGACUAAUUUGAAAUUUAUUAAAUUAAAAUUUAAAGAAAUAAUCAUCAGAAUACGAUUAAACAAUUGAAUCGCGAUGGUGUAGCGAGUUUCCAAGCUCUGCAAAGUGAAACUUAAGUUGCUGACUUAAAAAGACGAGAUUCGUUUAAUGAGAAAUACAAUGCGUCGAGAAUUUUUUCUGACAAAGUGACAUUCGACUCAUCACGAGUGACUCGAUUAAAAAUCGAAAAAUGCUUUAGAAUGUUGUCCUCUUCGGUGUCGACUCCGUUCAGCGUUCGUGAUAUUCUCAGUGAAGAUCAGCAACUCGGCGUCAUGGAUUGUUACGCGCAUCAUCAAAAUCAAGCUCAACAACAACAUGUGCAUCAAGAGUAUUAUUCAUACAACGUUGUCCCAGAAAACAAUUGGGAAAUGGACAAAUUUAAGGAUCAACCGAUGCCUAGCUAUCAACAUUACUCGGAUCUCAACCACGUUCACCAAUUGAGUCAGGUGGUACCGCCGUAUCAAGAGACUUCUAUUACUGAAGAUGGUAAUAUUGUUACGUCCAGCAAAACAGAACUGCGCAAAAGCCAAUCUGGUAAAAGAACGAAGCGGAAGCCACGAGUGUUGUUCUCGCAAACACAAGUUUAUGAACUGGAGCAGCGAUUCAAGCAGCAGAGAUAUCUGAGCGCACCUGAGAGAGAAAUGUUGGCCCAGACCCUGAAGUUAACCAGCACUCAAGUAAAGAUUUGGUUCCAGAAUCGGCGAUAUAAGAACAAACGCGCCCGGAUCGAGGACGCCGAGAAGCUGCAGGCACAGAACAUGAAGAAUCAACCGUUGAAAAAGAUCGCCGUGCCGAUCCUCAUCAAGGAUGGCAAACCCAAUGUACAAGAGUCCUACAACGCACCUUACUGGCCGAAUAUCCGAUCGGAUCUAAGCGCUCCGAUACAAACGGACUUUAGGACAAACGAUAUUCGUCUCAGUCCGGAUUUCAGGUCCAACUCAAACGAAGUGAGGAUUGACUCCAAUAUUAGCCCGGAGUACAAAUCGGAAAUAAAUUCAGAGAUACCGGGAAGAUCAAGCCUUAACGACAUGCCGGACAGGCAGCACGUUCCAGAAUACAGGAACAAUUUCGUGACGGAAGCUUCGCCGAAUGUGCACGAUUGCAAUCGAUUAAUCAAGACGGAAUUUAAGACAUGCGCGAACGUCAACGAAACCGUGUCAUAUCCAGACCUGAAAACUGUUCAGCCCGACAACAAACAGCUUAUGACUGAUAGGCGGAUGUCUAUGGAUGUCUCUAAUGGCGAGUAUGGGUUUUCAAAUUACAUUGCUCCCACCAAUUACCAAAUGCAGUAUGUGAAUUAUAUGGAGCAGGUACCUAUGGAUCAAAAUCUGCAGCGGUUGUGGUAGGUGUACUCGAAAGAGAAUUAUCUGAUGUGAAAAUUUUAAAUAAUUAAAAUCGCAUUACAGUUUAUGUCUUCGGAUCUACAGUGAUUCUGUUGAUACAAACAAUUUAGAUUUAGCAACUAAUUAAGUCAUCACUUGAAUUCUUUCAAAUAGCCAAUUAAUUAU